CCAGUGCAGCUGAGGCGCUCCGGACGUCGAACCCGGGACCAUCGUCAGCGCCGACAUGAGGACCUCGCUAGUGGUGAUGGUGUGUUUGGUGGCAGUGGCGGUGGUGCUGGCUCAGGACGAACCACCAGACUCUCAGCAGCAGCUGGACUUCACGCCUUUCACUGGGCCAGGGUCAGGCGGGGGUGGGGAAGGUGGAGGAAGAGGGGAAGGCGAGGGGGGAGGGGACGAGCAGCAGGCAGGGUCUUCCAGGCAGGGGGCGGACGCUGCCAACGGUGGUGGGAACGGGGAUGGAGGUAUCAGUGCUGGGGCAUAUGGCACUGUCAGCAUCCCACCCCCACAGAACAACAGGCCCUCUUCCAGCGGCUCAGCGCAGCUGUCUGUUCAGAACUUGAUCAACCCUCAGCUCGUCGCGUCUGUGAAGAAUGCCAUCGCUGGAGCAGCAUCGGCAGCUGCGGCUCAGAAGGCAGCAGCAGCAAAGGCGGUCGCAGGAGCAGUGGCGACAAAGGCGGCGUCGACGGCAGUGAGCAUCGCGGGGGCGGCGGCCUACAAGGCAGGGGUAGCGACGCGGCUGAAGCUGCAGGCACUGGCCAACGCGGUGCGCAGGCCGAGACCCAGACCCACCGGCACCUCGAGGCCGCCAGCCACCGGCGCCCCGCCGGUCAGCCCGGAACCCUCGCUGGCCCCCGUGCCGGAGCCCGCUCCUGGGGGUGGUGUCCCGGGCGGUGACGUUAGCGGCAGUGGUGUCAGUGGAGGCAGAGGUGGCGGAGGCAGCAGAGGUAACGGUCAGGGGGACGGAGGUCUGCUGGGUGACUUCGGAGACACGCUGGCCUUCCCUGGAGGUGAGGCUGGCUUCCAGGGCACAGGGUUCGACUUUGGAGUGGGCUUUGGCGCCGGUGAAGGUGUCGCAGAUGGAGGACAAGCGGCUGUUGGCACACAUCCGCAGUUUUCAUUUGACCACUUGCAAGGUGGUUUUGGAGGCAGUGACUUUGGAUUUGGCUUUGGCUCCUACGUUCCAGCAGUUGGAGAUGUCGGAGGAGGGCACCACAUUUGGUGACAGUGGCUGACGCAGAAUGUUAGCAUAUCCAAAGACUGAAAAAUACCAUAUAAUCAACAUUCCUAAGCUGUCAAGGACAAACACUUGACUUCUCUCACUGUAUCUGACAUAUUUCAUUGUUUCUGUGUUCACUUGCGACAUGUCAUACACAUCACAAAUAUGGUAUCCACUAGUGACUGACUCAUUUGUAGUAAAAUUUUGAACAUUUCAAAUGACUUAGCUGCUAUGAAAUAUAAUUGCAAUCUUCAGUGAAAGAUAUAAGUGAAAUUCAGAAAAUAAAACAGUAAGAGGGCUAAAAAUUAUCUCACUUGGGCACACUUUGAUAAUUCACACUCAGUUUCUUUUGCCACAUCAUAUUUGGAUAAUAUCUGUGGCUCUUAAUGGGUGUUUCCAUUUGUUAGUAAGAAAUGAGCAACUAUAAUUUGGAAAUUAGUUUGGAUUCUCCUUUCAUGCUCUGUACCCAACGUAUGAUGCGCUAUGUUGCAUCAAAGCCACAGAGUUGUAGUAAUUGUUUUAGUCUUCAGUCCAAAGACUGGUUUAAUGCAGCUCUCCAUGCUACCCUACCCUAUCUUCAUCUCUGAAUAACUACUACAACCAACAUCCCUUUGAAGUACUUACUGUGUUCAUCCAUUGGUUUCCCUUCUACAAUUUUUGUCCUUCACACUCCCCUCCAUUAGCAAAUGAACAGUUUCUUGACACCUCAGGAUGUGUCAUAUCAACUGAGCCCUUCUUUUAGUCAACAUGUGACAUAAAUUUAUCUUUUCCCCAAUUCUAUUCAAUAUCUCCCAUCUGCAAUUCAACCUACCCACCUAAUCUUCAGCAUUCUUCUGUAGCACCACAUUUCAUGUCUGAACUGCUUACCAUUCACAUUUCACUACCAUACAAGGCUACACUCCAGACAAAUAGCUUCAUAAAACACUUUCUAAUACUAAAAUUGAUGUUAGAUCUUAACAAACUCCUCUUUGUCAGUUUGCUGCUUAUAACAUCUCUACUUUGGCCAUCAUCAGCUAUUUUACUGCCCAAAUAGCAAAUCCCAUCUACCACUUUUAGUGUCUCAUUUCAUAAUAUAAUUCUCUUAGCAUCACCUAAAUUAAUUUGAUGUCAUAGAAAAUUUUAAGUCACAGAGAAAUUUGAUGUCACAGAGACGGCACUGAAUUUUCAUAUAAUGUAGCAUACUACACAACCAAAAAAAGCAUACAGAACCUCUGACACAAAGUUAUUCACAGCAUCAUUGUUAACAUUAUAAUUUAAACAAGGUACCAGUUGUACUUACUUUGUGAUCUCUUUAUAUCAAAUGUCCAUUUCUAUAAACAAAUAACUGUAUAAUGACUGUUCAAAAUUUUUUAGAAAAGUGUCAGAUGUCUGAUCUCAUUAUACAUCUGUAAGAACAUACCCAGAGGAUGGGAGGGGGCAGUGGAGGCCAACUGAUCCCUCCCCUCCAAGAAGAAAGAGGGCAGAAAAAAAUAACUUAAAAAAACCAAACUUGCAUCCUAGAAAGUCGGACAGAGAGAUAUAUCAACUGAGUGUCAGUUUGAAGAA
Messenger RNA from Schistocerca cancellata (South American locust), 2593 nucleotides. RefSeq names its product probable H/ACA ribonucleoprotein complex subunit 1. The transcript is spliced from 5 exons. NCBI's taxonomy places the organism in Eukaryota, Metazoa, Arthropoda, Insecta, Orthoptera, Acrididae. Bases 56 to 1054 code for a protein of 332 amino acids. The record is from RefSeq and is a predicted model, not a curated record.